AUGUUUGCGGUCAUUUGGGUAACGUGUUUAUUGCAAUGUCUGCUUAUGAACAGCAUCGGUGUUGUGGCUGACGAUAGUGUUCCUGACUAUUCUGGAGAUACUUUGCAUGGUACUUGGUCUUCAAAAUCAAACCAGGUUUUCACUGGUCCGGGUUUUUAUGAUCCCGUUGAUGAAUUGUUAAUAGAACCAUCUUUACCAGGUAUUUCCAUUUCCUUUACUGAAGAUGGUUUCUACGAAGAGGCAUGGUACAGAGUCGCUGGUAAUGCAAAGGAUCCCCGUUGUCCUACUGCAGUUCUGAUUUUCCAACAUGGUAAAUAUGAGGUCUUAACAAACGGUACAUUGAAAUUAUAUCCUUUUGAGGUUGAUGGAAGACAGUUAUUAAGUGAUCCAUGUAACGACGGUGGCGUCUCUGCGUACACUAGAUACAGUCAAGUUGGUACAUACUUGUCAUUUUACACAGUUUUAGAUGAUUACCAUGGUGUUUUCAAAUUACAACUGUUCGAAUUCGACGGUACUCCAUUGCAACCUCUAUAUUUGGCAUACAGACCACCUAUCAUGUUACCAACCAUUACAUUGAAUCCAACUGCCUCUGGUUCUGAAGAUUCCUCAUCCGAUGAAACUAGUUCUGCCGUAGCGAAGAGGUCCUUGAGAUCUUUAGUGAAAAGAAAUUUAGAAAACAGAUACAAGACAAAUGCAGUCAAGAAACAACGUAGUAUCUUUAACUCAAGCACUGUUUGGUAUGCAUGUAUGACAGUGAUCUGUAUUUGUUCUGCUGCAUUCAUCUUUUCAUAA
This is a messenger RNA of Tetrapisispora phaffii CBS 4417, 792 nucleotides long. It is a transcript of the gene ROT1, whose product is annotated as Rot1p. Gene Ontology annotation, cellular component: endoplasmic reticulum membrane; endoplasmic reticulum. Gene Ontology annotation, biological process: budding cell apical bud growth; 'de novo' protein folding. Lineage: Eukaryota; Fungi; Ascomycota; Saccharomycetes; Saccharomycetales; Saccharomycetaceae. The transcript has a single exon. The record is from RefSeq and is a predicted model, not a curated record. The coding region runs from base 1 to 792 and encodes 263 amino acids.